UUUCGCCAGGAUCCCUGUCAUAUGAGACUGGUAAAAUGAGCGCGAUUUUAGUCAUAAGUCAUAACAGUUUGACUUUAAGGCCAGCCGGAAAGAAAUUGAGAAUCAGAAUGGUCGACCUAAACUUAUAAAGAGUAUCAUUUUACCUGUUUACAACAGUGACAAGUGGUUAGACGAGUGUUUACGUUCCGUAUUGGAGCAGACGUUCACCGAUGCCAUUCAGCUGUCUGUCUACAAUGACGGAAGUCAGGAUGCCUCCAUGAUGAUCCUUGACAAAUGGCGACCAGAGUUUCGGAAGAAAAACAUAGAGAUUGUCUUGUCUGGUCACUCAGAUGACAGACCAAGGGGAGUUGGAUAUGCCAAGAACAAGGCAAUUGCUCAAAGCCGAGGGAAUUUUCUCUGCUUUCUGGAUGCUGAUGACAAGAUGUACAAAGACAGAAUUCUGAAGCAGCUAGAUGCGUCAAAGAAAAACCCAAAGGCUAUUGUUGGCUGCAGGUUUGUACGAGAACCUCCAGAUUCCACACUGAGAUUUACAGCCUGGGCAAAUGAGAUGUCACAUGAACAGCUGUACACACAGAUUUAUACCUCGCAUGGGCCAACAGUGAUAAUGCCGUCAUGGUUUAUGUCACGCAGUGUCUUCAAUACUGUUGGUGCUUUUGAUGAAGCUGGGAAAGGAGUGCCGGAAGAUCUGAUAUUCUUCUACAAGCACCUGGAGCUGGGAGGGGAGAUAAUUCGAGUUGAUGACUGCCUCCUGGUGUACAGAUACCAUGCUGAAGCUGCCACGUUUUCAGUAUCGGAAGAAACAAUAUGGCAGUUGAGAGUGCAGUUUAUUCAGCAGCAGCUCCUACACAAAUGGAACACGUUCAGUAUUUGGAAUGCAGGAAAACAAGGGCGAAAGUUUUUUAGAUCAUUAGAUGAAAAGAGCCAAAAAAAGGUUGUGGCUUUUUGUGAUGUGGAUAGUAAGAAGAUCUCUAAAGGGUUCUACAUAUACGAAGAGUCAAAGGAAAAGUUAAAACCAAAGAUUCCAAUAAUUUACUAUACCAAUGUGAAGCCACCAAUUGUUGUGUGUGUCAAAAUGGGUUUGACUGGUGGUGGUUUUGAGACAAACUUGGCAUCACUGAAUUUGGUAGAAGGAAAAGAUUAUCAUCAUUUCAACUAAUUUUACUUGGAAAUUAUUUACAAUGAUCACAUAGCAGUCGAAUUCUGUUGCACUGAAACAAAGAAAUUUCCAGCAUCCCAGCUGCUGUCGAUUACCACGAAUGUAUUAACUGCAACAGUUGGUUCAGAGAUUGACCAAAAUAACCACACACCUAAGAAUUGUAAACUAUUUAUGGGUUAAAAACAUUCAGGUAACCCAUUUAAUUUUUGCAUAACCUGUCAACUGUGAUAUGCGAAUUUUCAUGAAUGGGUAACGCAAAACUAAACUUGUGCAAGCGACACCACACAAAAAAAAAAAAAAAAGACUUUUCAGAAACCUGAACCGGGUGACAAUAUUAUAGUGAUUAAUCCAGACUUGAGCACAUUUUGUUUACUUAAUGAGGAGCUGCAAAGUCACUACAGAGACUUCUUACUAAUUGAAUAAAAGCACAAAUGAAAUGAAAAAGGCUUGGUACUUUGUAGACAGCAAGAAUUAGCAUUGUUGUUUACCCAAUACCAGAAAUACCAAUAUUGUUGCCAAUAAAACUUGUAUA
Messenger RNA from Gigantopelta aegis, 1688 nucleotides. Its product is annotated as UDP-GlcNAc:betaGal beta-1,3-N-acetylglucosaminyltransferase-like protein 1. The record is from RefSeq and is a predicted model, not a curated record. NCBI's taxonomy places the organism in Eukaryota, Metazoa, Mollusca, Gastropoda, Neomphalida, Peltospiridae. The transcript is spliced from 12 exons. The coding region runs from base 257 to 1156 and encodes 299 amino acids.